UGGAAACAUCCCACUCGCGUGACGUUGGAAACAGCACGCUUGACGCAGAUCCACCACAUGUGCAUAGCCUCGUAGAUGUGCUUCGGCAACUAGACGUCAGCGCUGCGGACCGCAUUCUUGGCACGAUGUCGGGGGGCGACGUGUGGUCGGGCGCACGGCUCGCCUGCAAAGCGCUGCGCGAUUUUGUGGAUGCCAACAUUCGCACUGCAGGUCUAUAUACGACAUGGGAUCGCGCGAUGAAGUCACAGCCUCCUGGGGCGCGGACCGGCUUCACCUCGCCUGUGGCGCGGUUCCGGCGCUGCAGCCUCUUGUCCAUCACAUUUGAUAGUGACGAGGAGGACGCGGAUGGUUACGCGGACAGCGAGCAUGGAGACGCCGUUCAGCACCCGGCGUUGCUGGCCUCCCUAUGCAUGGCCGGCGUGGGUGCCGAUGUGGCGCGCAACAUCACCGAGCUGCGUCUGAAGGGUCCCCUGGAGCUGCCCACGCUGGUCACUGUUGCGCUCGUGCUGGCCGGAACUCUGCGGCACGUGCGCAUACUAGUGCUUGACAACUGCCCAUAUGGCAUGGGCAGCUACAGCUUCAACAACAUGCACGCCAUCCACACCACGCUGCGUGGCGCUUUCCCGGCGCUCGAGGAGCUCAUCCUCCCCGCCAGGGCCUGCCUGCGCGGCCUAGAAGCAUUCGCCGGCAGCCGCCUACACACCGUGCGCGUGAUGGUCGACACCCCCGGCUGCCUGCACAUGUUGCAUGUGCGCAGCCUGCUGCAGCUGCCGCAGCUCCGGCAGCUUGACCUGGACGGGGCGGGCUGGGGUGUGCUAUGGCGCGGCGACGGCGAUGUGUGGGAUGAUGAGGGAGGCGAUGUGUGGGAUUAUGAUUGGGAGGACAGCCCGGCGGGCGCUGCGGAGCUGCCGCUGGGGGAUGCCAGCGAUGAAGAGCCUAUCCCUGAUGAGCUGGAUUGGCCGGAGGUGCGGGCGCUGCAGCGGCUGCUGGUGUCGCCGCCGCCGGCACUAGAGCGCCUGAGGUGGCCUGGGCAGCCGCAACUGGAGGUCGGGUUCGCGGGCGGCAGGAUCACAUGCGUGCACCUCUACGGGAGCUAUUGCUACGCUGCUGAUUUACGCCGCGCCGUGGCAGUGCUGCUGCCGGUGCUGGCGGCGACGGGGCGCCGGCUGCCGCUGCUCAAGGUCGGGCACCUGGCCGACCGCUCCGCCGACAUCACCUCGCUGCUGCAGCCACACACGCCCUUUGCCCGGCUACUGGCGGUGACUGACCGCGUGGAGCUGGGGCGGUUGGUGCUGGAAAGCGGCGGCAGGGCAGCCGAGGAGGCGGCGGCGGCGGCGGCGCUGCGGGCGGUGGUGAGGGCUGUUGGCGGCUUGCCAGAGAAGCUCGUAUUUGGAGGUUCUGGACGUGACUCAAAGCUGGACCUGCAAACACGGCCGCGGUACUCGGCAGGCGCAGGGGGGGACAGGCAGGCCGCAGGCAGCGCCGCCACGCCAGCAGCCCCUGCAGCAGUGAUGCUGGCGGAGGUGACGGCGCAGCAGGUGCUGGAGCAGGCAGCGGCGCGCAUGUGGGAUACGGCUGAGGCGGAGGCCGCAGCGACGGUGGCGCAGGCGGAGGCUUGGAUGGCAUAUCGGACUGCAUACGUGGCGGAUAAGAGCAGGUAUCGGCACGACAUGCGUGCUGUCCGCAUGUACGUGCUGCUGCGUGGGCCGUUCGUGUGGCAGCGGACCUGCGGGCCGGAUGGAGCAGCAGGCGGUCGCGGCGCGGCGCGGCUGAAAAAAUGGCUUGAGAGCCUGGUGGUCAUAUCACUGCCGCUGGCCACAGCAGCAGCAGCAGCAGCAACAGCCGUAGCUCCGGGCAGCCCGGCGGGGACAGCGGCAGCGGCAGGAGCCCCUGGGGUGGUAAAGGUGAAGGGCUGCAGCUUCGUCGCCUGCGGCUCUGGAUCUGCCUUGGCGGUUGUGGAGUGCGCCGAUGACUCCAUUGCAGCUCUGCAGCUGUACCGCGCAGCGGCGGCAGCGGCAGCCCGCGAGGCGCCUGGCUGCCUGCAGGUGUCUGCCUGCAAGGCGGAUGACUUUUGCCUGAUGGACAUCGUCAAGCGGUACUGGGCCCCUCCAAUUAGAGAGGUGAUCCGUGGGCUGUGGGAAGACCACCGCUCCACGCCUGUGCAGGCUAUGCGCACGGCAGGAGCAGGGCAGGAGCAGGCGGGUGGGCAGGAGCGGCCUGGGCAGGCGGCAGUGGGGCAGGGUGGGGAGGCAGCAGGGCGUGACGAGGCGGUGGCGUUGGAGUGUGACCUGCAGGUCCUGCAGCACCUGCUGCGGUUGGCGGAGCAGGCGCACAAGGCGGUGGCCACCUGCAAAUGAGUAUUCAUGAAUUCCGGCUAGCAGGGUUGUGGGCAUGUGAGGCGUGAGACAGACCGUGUGACAGGUGUGUGGGGUGCGGCCUGCUUAGAGAGGGGCUUCUGUCAGCAGUACUGUGGCUGUGCGGCAUAGCAGUAAUGCAGGGCAUGGGGGCGGCGGCAGGAUGACGGGUCGACAGGGUAGGCUGCCUUGUAUGGGAGGAGUGGCAUGUGGCAAAGCCCGUGCCGCCAGGACCUGUUAUGGCGGUUGUUGCUGUUGGGAGGCUGUGCAGCUCUCGCACGAGCAGUGUUCACCCUUUGUGUGACCGCUGAGUAAGCGGCGACAACUUCACCUUUUGCAUUGGCGCGGUAGCCCCUUGGCUACAGUAUGUGUGUACCACUACGGACGCACACAGGCACUGGCGCACAAGCGCAUGCAGGCAUACAGCAGUGCCGCGUUGCCAGCCAUGCCCGAGCUCGCAUGGCAGCCAUGUGUGGUAGAGACCUGGUAGGGCCUUGUUGAGACGCCGCACACAGCAGCACACGCCAGCCCUGUGCCCAACCAGACAAGCAGACAACCGUUGCCCGUCGUCACUAAGCUGCUAUGAAUUACUGGGUGAUGGUAACAGGCUACCGUACUCAAUGCAUGGCUGGCUGAUGCGGCAGGGUGCCAAGUCGCCCAGAUGGUGUCCAGGGAAGCAGGGCGGGGCGCGACACAAGGUUGGCGCACUGCGCAGCUGAGAGAACUGCACUUUGGGCGAAACGCAGCAC
Messenger RNA from Chlamydomonas reinhardtii, 3103 nucleotides. RefSeq lists its product as uncharacterized. Gene Ontology annotation, biological process: protein deneddylation; COP9 signalosome assembly. Gene Ontology annotation, cellular component: COP9 signalosome. NCBI's taxonomy places the organism in Eukaryota, Viridiplantae, Chlorophyta, Chlorophyceae, Chlamydomonadales, Chlamydomonadaceae. The coding region runs from base 126 to 2357 and encodes 743 amino acids. The transcript has 3 exons. The record is from RefSeq and is a predicted model, not a curated record.